Molecule: messenger RNA, 1019 nt
Organism: Exophiala mesophila
Lineage: Eukaryota; Fungi; Ascomycota; Eurotiomycetes; Chaetothyriales; Herpotrichiellaceae
Exons: 1
Coding region: 306-941 (211 amino acids)
Source: RefSeq, a predicted model, not a curated record
CCUGAUUUCAUAAACCCGACAUCUCUUGCUGCACGCUCAUUUGUUUUAACGGUCAGCAAUAAACCAUUAUAUCAAGGCAAAGUGGUUUCUAUCACGCGCCUAGAGCCUGUUCAGCUCUGUCAAAAUGGCCUGAGUGCUAGUCAUCGAUCGCAAGGAUGAAAUAAGAGGGAGUUGAUGGCCAGGCUUCCACAAUCAUACAGCAUGGAAUAAUGCUGAAUUCAUCAGACGGACCGCGUUGUGUAUGACAUUGUUUCGAGUCCGUCUCUCUCAUACUUGUGCAGAGGAGCGUCCUCGACUGAGUAACAAUGUCGUCCGAGAAGCCUCGACGCAAGAAGCGACUACGGCGAGAGUCAACCAAUGAGCUACUUGUGGAAGAAGUGACGUCGGAUGACAUGGGCUACGACGGUGAUGUUGAGGUACUGCGACCAGACAAUUGCGAAGAGGUUGAAUCCGACUUGGAGGACAUCACUCCGCAGAAGCGGUUGGAGUGGCCUGAUCCGCAAGAAGAAUUGGCGCGCAGGUUGACCAGGUUGAAGUGCGACCCUCCUUCUCCCAACUCCUCCAAGUUAGACUCCAUGGAUCGAGGGACCAAGCGCGAGUCAACGGCGAUGGAUUACCAAGACGCUCGCCCUCGACCUGGAUCUCGAGUUCAACCGCAUGCCAUCAAACCAGAAUUGGAAGUAUCAGAGAUGUUGGAGGGACAGGUCGAACAGCCUCCUCACAAGCGGCGAAAGAAACGAACUAGCCAGCAGACCAUGGCACAUCGGCUGAUCCGUCGACAAGGUCGAGGCACGUGGUCAGAUACGACAGAUACGGAGCGAACGGAUGGAACAUUGAGAGAAUUGCUGGAGGGAAGCUCAUCUCGCGAUGGAACACCAGAGGCGACCACUACCACGACUGGACAGUCAGUCGAAGAUGAUGAUGCUAUGGAUAUUGGUUGAGCGACGUUAUGCAUGAGACUAUUAUACUUCCGCACUUUUGAUUCAAUCAGUAAAAACAUCUAACUGUUCCAUACUUGA